CCGCUCGGACGAAUUUUAAUGGCGAAAGGGCCAGAACACAAUCAAGCUCUUGCGAUAAAGACUGACCAGCAGCAACUCACUCAGACACAGCAGGAUCCAGCCCCUUAAAUCGAAGACACGGUAACUCAACAACUUACCCGUACAGUCACCGACAAUGUCGACUGCAGCGCUCGCAGGGAGCACUGGCCUCGUAGGCUCCAACAUCCUCAGCCAGCUCCUCGCCCACCCCUCCUUCUCAUCCGUCUACGCCUAUGCACGCCGUGACCUGCCCAACCCCACUGCCACGUCCAAGUUGAAUCCUAUCACAUCGACCGACACAUCGACAUGGACGAGCAUGUUCCCGCGCUCCCCAGCACCUGCAAUAUUCUUCUCCGGCCUCGGGAGCACGAAAGCACAAGCCGGCAGCUUGGAAGCUCAGCGCGAAAUCGACUACGACCUUAAUCUCGCGCUUGCCAAAGCCGCAAAAGAGGCCGGUGUCGAUACAUACGUGUUGAUCAGCGCCGGAAGCGCGAACGCGCAGAGCAGUUUCGCGUAUGUUAGGAUGAAGGGCGAGCUGGAAGAGAGCGUCAAGGCGCUGGGGUUCAAGCACACGGUCCUUGUGCGGCCGGGGCUGAUUCUUGGGGGCAGGGAGGAUAGCAGGCCCGCCGAGUUUGCGAUUCAGAAGGUUGCGGGCUUGUUCAAGAGUGUAACACCCAAGUUGACGGAUUUCUGGGCGCAGGAUGCGACGACCAUUGCGAGGGCUGCUGUCAAUGCGGGAGUGCAGUGUGUGGAGGGCAAGAAGGAGGGUGGCGUCUGGCUACUGGGGCAGGCUGAGAUUAACGCGCUGGGCAAGGCGUAGAUUGUGAGUAGGCAUGCACUGCAGAUAGCUCAGAAGGGUGCUUGUAGCUGUGUGGAUGCCGAAGCACUUGCCCUUUACUUCGCGAUACCCUCAAUCAGAUUGCCCACUCGUCUCAAUCAUGAUCGAGUAAACAGCUACCAGGUUGCUGGAUUCUCUGGAGCGCGCUGUCGUGCACCGUACUACCAGAGAAUGACCUCACUCGAACUCCAAAUAUGCUCUGAGAGCAGCCAAUGAACGCUCAGCCUGUUCUCCGCGUUUCCACUGUGCGACCUACUUGGG
Molecule: messenger RNA, 1117 nt
Organism: Didymella exigua CBS 183.55
Lineage: Eukaryota; Fungi; Ascomycota; Dothideomycetes; Pleosporales; Didymellaceae
Exons: 2
Coding region: 155-838 (227 amino acids)
Biological process (GO): import into nucleus
Cellular component (GO): cytoplasm
Source: RefSeq, a predicted model, not a curated record